Molecule: messenger RNA, 1413 nt
Organism: Paralichthys olivaceus (Japanese flounder)
Lineage: Eukaryota; Metazoa; Chordata; Actinopteri; Pleuronectiformes; Paralichthyidae
Gene: glrx
Product: glutaredoxin (thioltransferase)
Cellular component (GO): mitochondrion
Molecular function (GO): glutathione disulfide oxidoreductase activity
Source: RefSeq, a predicted model, not a curated record
CGCGUUCCAUUAAACCUUGGAGUUAGGAAUUUCCAAACCCUGAAGUUGAAACUGGAACGCCCCUCAAAGUGGAAUUUCGUCUUGGAAGGUCGGGCUGCUCCUGCUUCCCUCUCUCCUCUGGUCUCCACCAGCAAUGCAUGAUGAUAUAUAUAUUGCUCAGUUACUGAGCAUUGAUUGUGCACUACCUUUCACGAUGCAUUGUGGGAAACGAAACCUUCAGACAGCACUAUAAAAUGGCAACAUUACUAUAAAUUGAUUAGUGAGUGAUUUCAGGCACAGCCACAGUGAUUGGCUUCAUUUCUGGAUAGUGGGAGGAAGUGGAGACACGUCGUCCAUCUGAAAAUACAGUCUGUGGUGAAUCCGGCCGUGUAUUCUGAGCUGCAGUGGUGUUACUUUAUCACUUCAAGUACUGAGCACUGAAAAAUCCACCGCUUGUGCACGCGCUUGUGUGCACGCGCGGCGGUGUGUAGUGCCGCUUUAAGAAGAAAGUGGCCUGGCUGACGUCAUCCUCAUGAGCAUAAUUGACAAAGGGCAGAGCGAUCAUCUUUCUUCUCCCCAAUCCGUGCACCUUCCCCUCCGUGUGAGGCUUCAGCUCCGAGCAUGGCGCAGCAGUUUGUUCAAACGAAGAUCAAAGGAGACAAAGUGGUGCUGUUCAUCAAGCCCAAGUGCCCCUACUGCAUCACGGCCAAAGACGUUUUGUCCAAAUACAAGUUCAAACCCGGACAUCUGGAGUGCAUUGACAUAAGUGGCCGAAGCGACAUGGGCAGCAUGCAGGACUAUUUCUUGGAGCUCACCGGAGCCCGCACGGUCCCUCGGGUGUUCAUCGGUGAGGAAUGCAUUGGCGGCGGGAGUGAUGUGGAGGCGCUGCACAAGAAUGGUAAACUGGAGGGCAUGCUGCAGUCCAUUGGAGCCCUGCAGUGACCUGCUCCAAGCCCUGCAGGCCACUGGAAUCCACAUGUGGGGGUCACAUGACUAUGCAGCGGGACUUGCGUAGUUUGCGACGUCGUUGCUGGUACUCGCUGAGCUCCUGCAGGUAGCCUCUGGAUGGCCAGCGGAGCCUCUCUACCUGUUCGCGCUCCUCAUCUGGAACACACAUUCGCUUAUCAAUAAUUUACUGCAUACACAACUGUGGAAAAAUUAUUACAACCACAUUUACUGCAGUCGGCACGUAAUCUCAAACACACAUACAGUAAUAACUCCCUGGAUUGUUGCCAUGAGCUCCAACAAGACUGAAAUGUCUGACUGAGGAUUUUGUGUACACCAAGAAGCCACAGAGGACCAACAGUGAUCGAUCAUGUGCUGUCUCUUUAUCUGACCUUUGACUUUGCUUGUGCCCUCCAGUACCCGUCCAAUGAUCUGAAAUAAGUCUUGUGUCUGUGAUGUCAAUAAAAAGUUCUACUGCUUCAAACCAGA